Nylanderia fulva is the source of this 2225-nucleotide messenger RNA. RefSeq names its product transmembrane protein 114. The record is from RefSeq and is a predicted model, not a curated record. Gene Ontology annotation, cellular component: plasma membrane. Lineage: Eukaryota; Metazoa; Arthropoda; Insecta; Hymenoptera; Formicidae.
UAAAUCGUCUCCAAAUAAUACCAGGAAUCUGCCAUUAAAAACUUUUCCACCAGUUCUAGGACAUCCUGUCACACCACAUGACGGAUAUAUUAAAUCAAUGAUUAGAAAUUUAUUUUUAGAAGUACUCUAUUCAAAGUGUUUAUCUUGGAAACAUGUUGCUGUCCAUUCGCUGAGAGCUUGUCAAUGUGCAAAUCUUACUGCAUCUUAUUCUAAUUCAUAAAAUAUUUCUUUGAAUAAUAUAUGAAAGUGAGAUGACUUUAUGAAUGAUAUUAUUUUGAUAAUAUACAGUCGAACAGUUAUGAUAUGCUACACCUCUAAAAUAUUUUAACAAGUGAAAAAUUCGCCAAAUAUUUUGAGUUUAUAGCAAGACCUACAUAAUUUUCUUAGUUUGUAUUUCUACAGUCAUAUAAAAUAUCAUAUUUCGGAUAAUAUUCUUGAUUUUCAACUGUUUUGAUGAUUAUAGAAGACGCAAAAGUAAUAUUGUUUACAAAUUGUAAGACACGCAUUUUAGCCAAUAUUGAUGCAAUUUUGAUGGAAUUUGUUAAAGUAUUUCUAAUUCAAAAACGGAUUUUUGUCUACAAAAAUUAUGCUGUAGCCAAUUUACUGAAAUAAAUUUUAAGACUAUUUGUAAUAGCCUUAAUUAAAGAUGACUUGCUGUGCUUGCAGAUCAUUUUUUCAUUUAAACUAAUUAAUUGUUGAUUGAGAUAUUUUAGCGAUUAGCACUUCUUGUUUGUAUCAUAGAAAUUUCAACAUUAAAGAAUUACUUUUGUUUUUGUAAAUAUGAAUUUGUUUUAAGUUGCAAGUACAUUAAUCUAUAAAAUUUUAUCGAAGUUGCAUUGAUACUAGCUAAAAUAUGAGUGAUUUGCAAUUUUUUAGGAACGUUACCUUUUAUCUUUUUAUUAUCGAAACAGCUGGAAUCGAAGAUUUUGUCCAAAAUAUGGUAUUUCAUUUUAAGAAGAUGAAACUAGAUUUCAAAAUUAGAAUGACUUUCCUUGUAAAUUUCGUGAUUUUCUGAUAUUUGUCAAACGAACGAAAUAUUCUGUAUAUUAUUCCAUUUGUAAUUUUAUUUGAGAAAUAUGACAAAUGUUUUGCAUUAACCUAAUAAAUAUAAAAAUGUAUUCUUGUGCAUGUGACCUUUUUCUGUCUUGCCAGGUUGUUGGUCCAAGUUAAGUUAUAAACACUUUUUGAGAACGUCGUUGAAGCCAUUAUCGACUAAUCGCACGUGCCAGACACGCAUUCUUGAAUUGCUACCAAAAGGCAGGGAGAAACAGAAGACGACAUGGAAAAUCGCACAGAGGCUUUGUACAAUAAGGUUAUUUUUGAAAGGCGACUUCUUCUGGGUUGCACUGCUCUUGUGGGACUGGCAGUAUGCAUAUGGUCCGUGGCUAUAGGAACUGAUCAUUGGUUCAUAGUUAAAUCACCAGAUGAUGAAGGUUUACCUUUAGCAAACCGUUCUGGUAAAGUUAACAGAAAAUUGAUUUCCAAACACUCAGGUCUCUGGAGAAGCUGUAUCACCGGAUGGAUGCCUGAAUCGGAAAACUCUUCCGACUUAAUACGUUAUACCGACUGCGAGUAUUUGGAUAUGUUUCCAACACAGACUCAAAUAGAGCUAGAUCCAAGUGUGAACUUGACAAUGCUGGAUUUCGCCAAGACUGAAGUCUCGUUUGCUUUAAUCAGUCUUUUCGUAAUGAUGUUGGGCUGCAGCUUUUCAAUUUACACAUUCCUAAAUCCACGCUAUAUGUUUAAGCGGCUUGCCGGAGGAAUACAUUUUAUAACUGCUGCUUGCAACAUGGUGGUGAUACAAGUACUGCUUUCUUCUAUUGACUAUCAAAGUAAAUACGUUAGUGCAAUUUUUCCAAAAGGUGCAUCGAUAAAAUAUGAUUAUUCGCUUGUUCUUGCGUGGAUCGUGUUUUUAAUCAAUCUCAUGUCUGGUUUUAUCUUCAUGAUUUUUCAAGAAAAAGAAAAAGAUAAAGCACCUACUGAAGAAAUAGCUAUGGCUGAUGAGCCAACAAUAAUUGGACGAUAAAUUUCUUAUCAUUGUCAUUAAUAUAUUAUUCCUAUUAUUAUUCAUAUUGAAAUAUAAGAUUUAAGUGUGAAUUAUAAAUGAUACUAUAGCUAUAUAUGAAUAUCCUUAUAUAAUUACUUUUCUUAUUUUUCUUCCUUAUUAAGAACUGAUAAGAAAACAGCACAUAAUUAUUAAAAAAGAAUAUAAUGAAAAAAUUUAU